Rhinolophus ferrumequinum (greater horseshoe bat) is the source of this 4479-nucleotide messenger RNA. It is a transcript of the gene UNC119B, whose product is annotated as unc-119 lipid binding chaperone B. NCBI's taxonomy places the organism in Eukaryota, Metazoa, Chordata, Mammalia, Chiroptera, Rhinolophidae. Gene Ontology annotation, cellular component: cilium. The transcript has 5 exons. Bases 29 to 781 code for a protein of 250 amino acids. Gene Ontology annotation, molecular function: lipid binding. The record is from RefSeq and is a predicted model, not a curated record. Gene Ontology annotation, biological process: lipoprotein transport; cilium assembly; nervous system development.
AGGCGGCAGCCAUCUUGGCGGCGGAGCGAUGAGCGGGUCGAACCCGAAGGCGGCGGCCGCUGGGUCGACGGCUGGGCCCCGGGGGCUGGUGACUGGCAAGGAGGAGAAAAAGAAGGCAGGCGGCGGCGUCUUGAACCGGCUCAAAGCGCGGCGGCAGGCACCCCACCACGCGGCCGACGACGGCAUCGGGGCAGCGGUCACGGAACAGGAGCUACUGGCUCUGGACACCAUCCGGCCCGAGCACGUCCUGCGCCUCAGCCGGGUCACCGAGAAUUAUUUAUGUAAACCUGAAGACAACAUCUACAGUAUUGAUUUCACCCGCUUCAAAAUUCGAGAUUUGGAGACAGGGACGGUGCUCUUUGAGAUUGCCAAACCUUGUGUUUCAGGCCAAGAGGAAGAAGAGGAGGAAGGUGGAGAUGUGGACCUCAGCGCAGGACGUUUCGUCCGCUAUCAGUUCACACCAGCAUUUCUCCGCCUCCGGACAGUCGGGGCGACGGUGGAGUUCACCGUGGGAGACAAACCUGUGUCAAACUUCCGGAUGAUUGAGCGGCACUACUUCCGGGAACGCUUGCUGAAAAACUUUGACUUUGAUUUUGGUUUCUGUAUCCCCAGCAGCAGGAACACUUGUGAACACAUCUAUGAGUUUCCCCAGCUUUCUGAGGAUGUCAUUCGUCUGAUGAUUGAAAAUCCCUACGAGACCCGUUCUGACAGCUUCUACUUUGUUGAGAACAAGCUGAUAAUGCACAACAAGGCUGAUUAUGCCUAUAAUGGAGGCCAGUAACUGCUGCAGGACCGAACAGGGGAGGUGCUUUACUGUGGCCCGAGGUCCUGGCACAUGAAGGUGGCUGAAGCUGCUGUUAGUCAACACACAUCUGGAGCCUCGCCCCAGGAAGCCAAGGGUGGGGUGGCAGUUUCCUGUGCUCCAAGAGAGGUGCCAAGCAGUGCUGUGUUUCCUUUCCCAGUAUUUUUUCUUCCCUUUCUGUCCCACCCCUUAGGUCACAGAGGUACUAUAGUAAAAGUAAAAGAUUAGGAAAAGCUCUUGGAAUCCAGAUAAAAAAGACAGUUUAUUUUCAUGUAGUCAUAGCUGCCUUCUGGUUGACGUGACGAGCCCGGGUCUCUGUGGCAGAGCUGUGCCUGGGUGAGAAAGCUCUGGCCGGCCCAUCUGCCGGUUAGCAGCUCUUCUGUAGGUUCCUAGGUGCUGUGGGAAGCUGCAAGGUCAGCCUCUUCAGGCAUUUCUCAUCACUUCCGGUGUUGCCAUCAGCACAAUCUGACCUUACCCUGUGCAUAGUUGUAAACCAACUGGAAAGAAACUUGAAAGGGGGUGGAGGGGAGGAGUGGUGCCAAGAGUCGAGGCACUAGGGAUUGGUGAGGCUGCCAAGCCGAAUGAUCCAUUUUAGGGAGAGGCCUGCUUACCUGUCUGGCUUCCAGGAUCCUCGGCCAGUCCUGGGGAUCCAGCAAGGUGUCAGCCUGGCAGUGCCUUCCUGUUCUCAUUUUGGAGGAAAGAUGACCUCGGUUUGCAUCUCCCAACUCCUCUCUUUUGAGUAUCUCCUGAAAUAGAAUGUGUCAGUUUUGCUCUUGGAACAAUAGUACCUUUUGAGGCCAAGGCCGGAGCAGGCCUCAUUGUGUGUGUGUGUGGUUUUUUUUUUUUUUUUUGCUUUCUAGGCUUCUUUUUGGGAGGUUUUAUAAAAUGUCAGAGGUGUUCCCAGAGUAUGUGAUGUGCAGUUAGACUUCUGAUAGUACUAAUAACUCCCGGGGCGCAUCUGGCUCGUGUUGGGGCCAGGAUGAACCAGCAGAUCCCUAAACGAGGCAUUUGGUUUUUCUCUGCACAGCAUGGCCUGGAGGGCUGGCUCUUGAUGGGGUUUUGCCUCCGAAACUCUGUAGAUUGCUUCUUCAGGAUUUUCCUCUCUGCCUUUCUACUGAAGCAGUUUCUGGAACCAUCCUGGCAGGUCAGAUCUAAGUAAUGUAUAUCUAGCUGAUCCUUCAAAUGCUAGUUGGAAUUGUUUUGGGUGUUAGGCCCCUCAGCCUGUUUCUCCUCUUCCAAUCAGAGGUGGGUUCUCAGAAAAGCUUCCUUGCACAUCCUGCUGCUUUUGUCCUCAGGCCUUUAUUGGAUAGACUUUCAUCUCCUUUGCUCCCUGCGGUGUGUGACUGUGUGGGUAGCUUUAGGUGCUCAACCCUCGAUUAUUAUUGCCAGGAUUUAGCCUCGAUAGGAAGGGGGCAGUAGGAAGGGCACAGGUAUGUGGUAAUAGUCACUGUGUGUGCGGGCGGCGUCACUGUAACUGUGACAGGGGAGUUGUUUCCCUGGGCGCUUGGGAGGAAGGCUGUGUGGGGCCAGGGAAAGAAGGGCCAGCACUUGGCCGCAGAAGCCCCUGAUCGUUCACUGACUAGUGUUGCUCCCAGUUUGGAUUCUAGAGCGUGAGUGGCCUUGAACCUUGGCCCAGUGCUUUGUGCCAGGCCAGAGUCUGGGCUCUGCCAGAUGCCGACAGCUUUCUCACUGAGCGAACCCCGGCUCAGCCCUGUGUGCCAGCACUGGAUCUAGCCACUGAGGGAAGGAAGAGACCGGGCACCCUGCAGACCAGGGAAUCUCAGAACUGGAGCCGACUACCAACCAGGUGCCUUACGUGGGGCUCUGCCCCAUAUGCUGCUGGGGAAGCUGCCUCGUCCUCAUUCCCUCCCCGUCUGUGGACACACAGCACUGCCUCCGGUCCUGUUUCUCAUCGUGCCUCCUCUGACACUUCUGUGUGUCUUGUCGAGCUUCAGAAUCACCCCUUCUCUCUGUGACAAGCUGAUUGGGAGAGUUUCUACAUUUGAUAUUUAUCAUCUAGGAGGUGGUCUCUAGAGCUGCCCAGAACUCUGCUCAGUAGAGUGUGUCUUGGAAGUGUGUCCCAGGGCAGACUGUGUCUUGUCCACUGUGGGCUCCUAUCUGCCGUGUUAGCUUUUGCUAGGAGGAGAACCCGGAGGGCAGAAGAGGCAGGCACUCUGGCGCGAGUAGUGCUAAGUCCUCUUCCCCUUUAGCUUGCCUUAGUCUCACUGGAGACCAUUUUGAGGCCAAGUGCUCAAACUGCCCAGCAGGACAGGGUUUGCCAUCUUUUACGACGGAAGGUCUCGUGUUCUCUACCUGAGACUCUGGAUUCUUGUGUCUAGCUACUCAGGAAAUCUUGAGAAGCAUUGCUACUCUGGGGUGUUCACCAGGGUGAGGUUGAAAUUCAAGCUUUUGUACCUGAAUUGGAGAGAGACUUGGAAGUCAUACUUUUUCUGAAAGGAGCUGAACCAAUCAGAAGUUGAAUCAGGAGGCCGUGUUAUUAAGGAAUCUGGACUGUUUGUUGAUAGCCAUUAUCUUUUGGGUGAUACAAUGGGAGGGAAAAAAACUCGCUGCGUGGGAGGCUGUGCCGUUGUUCAGAGCUGGCGUCUGAGAGGCAGCUCCUGGAGAGAAUACAUUCCAGUGGACUGGCAGGCCCACCUGGUGCCACGGGGCCCGCCGCCUGCACCCCUACCUUCCUCUCCUGUCUUGCUCUCGUCCCUCUGCCUUGGAAUCUCCUGGGAGAGAGCCUCUCUUUUCCUGUGAAGCCUUUGGGCUAAGACACCCUUCUAGCUUCUCCAAAGAAGAUCCUGGUUUAUUUAAUUCUAUGUUCUAAAGAGUAAACAGAAGAAAUAACAACUAACAGUAGUUCUGGGUUAAAGGAGGCUCUCCUUAUGUGUUAGCUCAAAGCUGUCUUGUGAAGGCAGUUCAGGGGCGUGUAGGACUUCCUGAAGACACCCAGAGUCUGGGCCAUCUGGUUCCCAAAUAGCGGUGGUGAUUUGAGGAGGUUCGGGCUAACUAACCAUAGACUGGAGAUUCUUGAAAUGGCAGUGACUGGGGAAUCCUCCCCUUAUUUUUUCAGUUGAAGUGGAAGUCCUCUGUGGAGUGGGUUUAAUGGGCUGUGUCUAAUGUACAAAUAGGGUGAGUCUUGCCUUGGUGUGUCCUGCCACCCUGGUAGGCUCCCAGGGUACUCUUUUUCCUCUGUAAAGUCACUUUCUCUGGUGGCCGUUGUCACUAUGAUGUCAACGAGGUUUGGGGAAUGGGGACAGCCCUAAAAAUUCCAGCAGACUCCUUGCUGGUGCACGAGGCUCCCUGAUACAUGUAGAGGGCGCUGCUGUACUUGGUGUGGAAGCCUACUUGUCAGACAUCCUGUUACGCACAUUCUGUUACAGGAACGUCUUAGCCGCAGGGCAGGACGGAGCUGCUGGAGGUGGAUUUACCCCUUGUUUUACAAAGGAUCAUGUAAAGUCAUUGAAGUUUUGAAAGUCUAUUUUUUCCCUGUAAAUCUAUUUUUCACAGAAUAUAAGAAACAUCAAUGACCGGGUCUGCUCUUCCUCCUCUUUCCCCUUCGCCUAAGACCCUCAUUCCAGUUUGUAUUGUCUUUGGGUCCAAAGUAAACUGGGUGAUUUAUUUGUAUACAAUGUUAUUUUGCCACAAGAGACAAAUAAAAGAUUUUCACAGUA